CGGCUGACUGGCUGCCAGGCCCGUAUUUGAGGAGCUCGCAUCGCCUCCCCCGCAGUCUGAAGCCAGAGACAGACAGGCCAAGGGGAGAGACCACGACGCCGUGCGAAGAUGAGCUUCUUCGGCAGCAACUUGGUGUUCAAGGGCGUGGACGCGCACGCGAAGAUCAACAACCGCGAGCAUCGCACCGACGAGCUUCCCCAAGAUCAGCUGAUCGUGCGGCGAGGUCAGGCCUUCAAGGUCACCUUGAAGCUGACCAAGCCCUUCAAGCGCGACCAGGAUUCCCUCGUCCUCGUGGCCUCCACCGGAGGACGACACGCCUCCGAGGAGAAGGGCACCUCGUGCCGCUUCGGCAUCCCGGAGUCGGUCGACCGCCGGGGUUCCGCCAAGGCCCCGUGGACGGCCAAGCUGGACGCCGGCUCGUCUCCCUCCGCCCCGGUGGUGCUCGUCACGGCCCCCGCGGACGCCCCCGUCGGCAGGUACACCUUGAAGGCCACCCUGUGGGGGGAGGACAAGAUCCUCACCACGCUGGUGCUGCUCUUCAACCCCUGGUUCUCCGGAGACUCGGUGUUCUUGCCAAACGAGCAGGAGAGACGAGAGUACGUGUUGAACGAGCAAGGACUCAUCUACCGAGGAAGUUUUGAUUACAUUUCGGCUCUCAACUGGGACUUUGGACACUUUGAAGACGACAUGGUAGAUAUUUGCCUCCUGCUCCUGGACAAGAGUCUGAAGUACCAAGACGACCCCAGCGCCGAUCUGGCCUCCCGCGGCGACCCGGCCUACGUGGGCCGCGUGCUCAGCGCUAUGAUCAACAGCCCGGACGAUCCCGGUGUGGUGAUGGGCAACUGGUCGGAUUCCUUCGAGGGCGGCCUGUCGCCCUCCCACUGGAGCGGAAGCCACGACAUCUUGUCCAAGUGGAAGAAGAGCAACUGCCAGCCGGUCAAGUAUGGACAAUGCUGGGUGUUUGCCGGCGUCAUGUGUUCAGUGAUGCGUUUGCUGGGCAUUCCCACGCGCGUGAUCACCAACUUCGUGUCGGCCCACGACACCGACGCCAACCUGAAGGUCGAUAUCUACCACGCCGACGUGGGGGCCAGCUACAGAGAGUCCACGGACAGCAUCUGGAACUAUCACGUGUGGGUCGAGUCGUGGAUGAAGCGUCCCGACCUGAAGGCCAACGGCAAACACGACGGCUGGCAGAUUUUGGAUGCCACUCCGCAGGAACCCAGCGAGGGCGUGUACCAGUGCGGCCCCGCCUCUUUGGCGGCCAUCUUGAACGGCGAGACCCACCUCCCGUACGACGUCCCGUUCGUCUUCGCCGAGGUCAAUGCCGACUGCGUCGACUGGCUGAUCAAAGCUGACGGCACCAAGGUAGUUAUUGACUCGGACACCAAACGAGUUGGUAAGAACAUCUCCACUAAGGCGGUUGGCUACGACAAGCGGGUCAACGUCACCAGGUCCUACAAAUACAGGGAGGGCUCGGAGGCGGAGCGCGCCGUGUUCAAGUACGCCAUCAGCGACGACAAAGAGGACGACGACUCUGCGGGCGGCUCGCUCCCGCCGGCCCCCCCGCCGAAGCUCACCAUGCGCUUCGAUGAGGUCUCGGUACCGGAGUACGGCAAGGACGUGCAACUGAAGUUGGCGCUGAGCAGCGACAGUCGCGUGGAAAGGAAGCUCAGCGUCACCGUCAGCGUGCAAGCGAUGAGGUACAACGGCACCUUGGUGGCCGCCGUCCAGUCCGAAGUCAAGAAGGAGACGCUGCUGCCUUUCAGAGAGCUGUCGGUGCCCGUCGUGAUCCCCGUGCGCUCGUACUUCGCUCACAUGGGGCGAGCCGACAGCUUGAAGGUGUCGGCCCUGGUGACGGACGAGCGGCAUCCCGAGAAAACGUACCUAGCGGAGGACGACGUGAUGCUUCGAGACCCCCCCGUCAUCGUCAGCGUUUCCGGUUUUGUCCGCCAGCACCAGAGGACGUGGGCAGAGGUGAUCUUCAUGAACCCCGUCCAGGAGACCCUGACGGGAAUGACGCUGACCGUGUCGGGGAGCGGCCUCCUGCGGGAGGAGUUGGAGCAAAGACUUCCCGACUUGUCUCCCAACCAGCGCAUCCGCGUCCAGUUUGAGUUUACCCCGUACAGAACGCGACAGAAGAUCCUGGUGGCCGACAUUCACGCCAGCGCUUUUAAAGAUUUCAAGGGCAGCUGCGUGGUCAAUGUCAGACUGUGAAUUGACCGUCUUUUCUUUUCUUUUUUUUUGGGGGGGGAAAUAUCUGCUCAAAAAGAUACUUUUUGAACCAGUGGGUGCUUUAUUUGGUGCUUCUUUUUUUUUUUUAUGUUUUAAUCCAAACAUGAGCAAAACAUUUUGCUACUUUGAGGCUCGGUGCUAUGCUUUUUCUCAAGCUUUUUAAACAUUUUUAUGACAUGCCCACAAGAGGGCGGCAGCGUCAGCCAAGAGGUUUACUAUUGCAACAUUGGAAAGGGUUUGGUAGUUACAAAAAAAAUGAAUAAAUAAUUUGUCGUUUGACUUUUACUAUUCAGCGGCAUACUUUUUUGCUGUCAAGAAUGUUUUCAACCUGAAAAUAAAUAAAGCAUUGACGACAGCCACAAUGAUUGACUGAGAUGA
Messenger RNA from Syngnathoides biaculeatus (alligator pipefish), 2610 nucleotides. RefSeq names its product transglutaminase 8 (gene tgm8). Gene Ontology annotation, molecular function: protein-glutamine gamma-glutamyltransferase activity. The record is from RefSeq and is a predicted model, not a curated record. NCBI's taxonomy places the organism in Eukaryota, Metazoa, Chordata, Actinopteri, Syngnathiformes, Syngnathidae. Bases 109 to 2214 code for a protein of 701 amino acids. The transcript is spliced from 15 exons. Gene Ontology annotation, biological process: peptide cross-linking.